This is a messenger RNA of Penicillium psychrosexuale, 744 nucleotides long. RefSeq lists its product as uncharacterized. The record is from RefSeq and is a predicted model, not a curated record. Lineage: Eukaryota; Fungi; Ascomycota; Eurotiomycetes; Eurotiales; Aspergillaceae. Bases 1 to 744 code for a protein of 247 amino acids. The transcript has a single exon.
AUGCCUGAAAUCCGUUCGCGCAACGCAGUUGAGAGCGCUCUUCCGAGCCUUCUGAUUGCCCCCAACACGACCAAAUCCUCUGCAUUGCAUAAGGUUAUGUAUACUGGUCCGCUAUCUCCAUGGCAAACAUUCGAGGCCAGUGUCCGGGCUAGCAUGUUGAUAAAAUGGUCAUCGGCCGUGGUCGACUAUCAGCUUCGAGACCGGGACCUGAGAGCAGAGGAAGUCUAUGUUGCCGAUGAAACAGGCGUUCAGGGACGGUUCGACCAAUCUGUGGGCCAGGUUCUUGGCUCCGUCUUCCGGGCACAGGGUGUGAACAUUCGCUUUGCUGACUUUAAGUCGGCUGGAACUGGAUAUACCAAGGUACCUGAUGUUGCCUUGGUAUCGCAGAAUCCUCCACUUCCCCUCAAAGCCGUGGGGGAACUGAAGGUUCCCUGGGUCCCGGAGCACGCAAUGGAAUUUCGAUUCUUCGACGAGAAUUUGUUCCGCCGUACUAUCGGCCAAGUGGUCGAAUAUAUGGUGGAUCAAGGAAUGCCGUAUGCAUUCCACUCUACGUACGAAGAAACUAUCAUGCUUCGCCAGGUGAUGGUGAACAAUGUGUGGACGAUCCAGUAUUCACCAGCCAUCGAUAGCGACGCCAUUGACAUUUCCACCAAACAGUGUUUUUGGUACCUGGCAUCGGUGGCAGCUGCAGCGGCCCGUAUCUAUCCCCCACAGCACAAGGACCAGUUGUUUAAAUUCUGGUGA